Molecule: messenger RNA, 2234 nt
Organism: Momordica charantia (bitter melon)
Lineage: Eukaryota; Viridiplantae; Streptophyta; Magnoliopsida; Cucurbitales; Cucurbitaceae
Product: P-loop containing nucleoside triphosphate hydrolases superfamily protein
Cellular component (GO): cytosol
Molecular function (GO): GTPase activity; GTP binding
Source: RefSeq, a predicted model, not a curated record
GAUCACAAAUGAGCUUUUCCAUAAUGAUCAAUAGGAGAGGUAGUAUAUUCAAAUUUCCCCUUUGAAUUUCCAUCGAAGUUCCGAUAAUUCUAGGGUUUCCGACGGGGACGAAAUUGUGCUAUCAGGCUGUGUAUUGAGAGAUUCGGCGAUGGGGAAGAACGACAAGACGGGGCUGGGGCGAGCUCUUGUGAGGCAGCACAACCAGAUGAUCCAGCAGUCUAAGGAGAAAGGCCGAUUCUACAGGUCUCAGCACAAGAAGGUUUUGGAAUCCGUCACGGAGGUCAGCGACAUCGACGCCGUCAUCCAACAAGCCGACGAGGCCGAGCGCCUCUUCUCCAUCGAUAACCCUGUCCCCAACUUCCCUAUCAAGCUGGAUGGAAGUUCGAGCACGAGUGAAAUGACGCCUGAGGAAAGGAGAGAGCAGCAGAAGAUAGAGGAGGCUUUGCACGCCAGUAGUCUACGAGUUCCACGUAGGCCGCCGUGGAAUGCUCGGAUGUCUCCGGAGGAGCUUGAUGAUAAUGAGCGACAGUCUUUCUUAACAUGGCGUCGUAGCCUUGCAAGGCUUGAGGAAAACGAGAAUCUUGUUCUUACGCCAUUUGAGAAAAACCUAGAUAUAUGGAGACAGCUUUGGCGGGUCGUUGAGCGAUGUGAUUUGCUUGUGAUGGUUGUCGAUGCUCGAGACCCUCUAUUCUACCGCUGCCCUGACCUUGAGGCAUACGCAAGAGAGGUUGAUGAGCACAAAAGGACAUUGCUUCUCGUGAACAAGGCAGAUCUGAUACCUUACUCUGUCAGGAAGAAAUGGUCAGAGUUUUUCGGCCUUCAUGAGAUAUUAUAUGUGUUUUGGUCCACUAAAGCUGCUUCUGCCACUCUAGAAGGGAAAAAGCUUAGCAGUCGAUGGGAUACUAAUGAACCUGAGAAUGGUAUGGAUGAUACUGAUACAAAAAUAUAUGGUAGGGAUGAGCUUCUGGCUCGUGUACAGUACGAGGCAGAACAGAUUGCCGAGAGGAGGAUGAAGUCACUCACUAGCACUACAAGGCAGUCGGAUAAUAUUACACUAGGUGGAAAUACAAACGAAAGAGCGUCGUCAAGUAGCGUCAUGGUGGGAUUUGUUGGGUAUCCAAAUGUGGGGAAAAGCUCAACAAUUAAUGCUUUAGUAGGCCAAAAACGAGCAGGAGUCACCUCUACUCCCGGGAAGACGAAGCACUUCCAAACAUUGAUUAUUUCAGACAAGCUUACGCUAUGUGACUGCCCUGGUUUAGUGUUUCCUUCAUUUUCGAGCUCAAGAUAUGAAAUGAUUGCUUAUGGAGUAUUGCCUAUUGAUCGAAUGACAGAGCAUAGAGAGCCUAUUCAGGUUGUUGCGAAUCGAGUUCCCAGGCACGUGAUUGAGGAUGUGUACAAGAUCAGUCUGCCGAAACCAAAACCUUACGAGCCACAGUCUCGGCCACCCCUAGCAUCAGAACUUCUGAAAGCGUAUUGCGACUCCCGUGGUUAUGUUGCUUCUAGUGGGCUGCCUGAUGAAACUAGAGCUUCCCGCCAAAUUUUGAAGGAUUAUGUCGAUGGGAAGAUUCCACAUUAUGAAUUGCCUCCAGGAAUGUCAAAUGAGGAUGAUAAUCAGGAAGAAGAUGCUUCAACUCCCAGGCUAUCUGAAACACACGAUUCAGACUCAGACGAAGUCGAGGACUCCUCAAAUGUGGAUAGUGAAAAUUCCCCUGGUUUCGAACAUGUGACGGGCUAUCUUGAUUCAUUUGACAUAGCAAAUGGACUAAAGACAAACGUCAUUGCUGAGAAGAAGCCGAAGACAUCUCAUAAACACCACAAGAAGCCGCAGAGAAGAAAGAAUCGGUCAUGGCGGGUCGGGAACGACGAUGGCGAUGGUAUGCCUGGAAUGAGAGUGUUCCAGAAGCCAAUAAACUCAGUCCCCCUGAACGUGGUUCCAUGAGGUUUCAAUGUGAGGUAUGAGAAUUUGAACCUUCAACUUCAAGAGAAGUAGGUGUCAUUUACAGUUGAGUUAUGUACAUAUUAGCAUAUUGUAGUUCCCGGUAAGCUAUCUUAGAGUUGUGGAGAGAGGUCGUAGGAUUGGUUUACCACUUUAUUUAGGCUUCCAUCUGAUUUGUUUGUUUUGCUUAAGACACUUUAAGAAGUUGAACUGCAAUGAAUAUUAUACCCAUCAGAGGGAGGUCUCUUCUAUUGUCCUAUCAGUGGGUGUGUAUUGUUUAAAAAAAUUGUAAUCUUGA